AUGUCUAACCUCGAUCUUCUUAACGCUGCGCUUUCGGCUGUAAUGACGGGUCAAAAAUUUGUUUCAGAAAAAGGACUUAGCAAUUCUACCGUCGAUAUGCAUAAAUUUCAUCAAUUUAAUCUUGUUGGAGACCAAAUAGAUGAAAAUUUUGACAAUUUCCAAAGGCCAAAAAAUGGUAUUUUGUUGCGCGUAAAGACACUUACUGGUAAAUGUAUUAUAAUAGAAGUUGGAACUCAUGCUACCAUCAAUGAAGUAAAACAAAAAAUACAAGAUAAAGAUGCUACUUCACCAGACCAACAACGCUUAAUUUGGAACGGCAGACAAUUAGAAGACGGUAGAACUGUAUCAGACUAUAAAAUUGAUCAUGGAUCUACUCUACACCUGGUUUUGCGUCUUCGCGGUGGAGGUAUUAUUAUAAAUUACCUAGACCCUGACACCUUGGAUUCGCGUUAUGAUUACGAUUUUACAAAUAUUAAUGAUAAUGGGAAAAAACACUUUCGUGGAGGGAUUGAAUAUCGAAGACCAUGUGGAUGGAAACGCUUUGCCUUAAAAGUUGUCGGAAAGUAUGAUGAUGGGGAUGAUAGAUGGCUCGGAACCGGUCAUAAUUCUUGGCCAGUAUCGUAUCAUGGUACUGCAAAGCAAAAUGCGAGAUCAAUUGCAGACGAUGGCUAUCUGUUAAGUAAGGGAAGGCGCUUUACUUUCGGUCGUGGUAUUUAUUCAACACCUGAUUUGAAUGUGGCUGAAAAGUAUGCGCCAGAAUUUGAAUUUGAAGAGAAGAAAUAUAUUAUGGUGUUCCAGAACAGAGUGAGCCCAUCGGAUUUAGUGAAAAUUGAGAGUCAGAAAACUGGUCUUGGCGAAUAUUGGAUUUCCCCACGAGAAAGAGACGUCCGGCCAUAUGGAAUAUGCAUUAAAAGAAAGUAA
Acaulospora morrowiae is the source of this 921-nucleotide messenger RNA. NCBI's taxonomy places the organism in Eukaryota, Fungi, Glomeromycota, Glomeromycetes, Diversisporales, Acaulosporaceae. The record is from the annotation of a GenBank genome assembly.